Anoplophora glabripennis (Asian longhorned beetle) is the source of this 528-nucleotide messenger RNA. RefSeq names its product glutenin, low molecular weight subunit-like. The coding region runs from base 1 to 528 and encodes 175 amino acids. The record is from RefSeq and is a predicted model, not a curated record. The transcript has a single exon. Lineage: Eukaryota; Metazoa; Arthropoda; Insecta; Coleoptera; Cerambycidae.
AUGAACCGUCGUCCACCCCAAACUUCACAACAAAGAUUUCCUAUACCUCCUGUUAGACAAAACUUACCCCCUAAACCAAGUUAUAAUUAUAAACCCCAAUAUUAUUCGAAUCAACAACCUGACUUUUCAUCAAGACAUUUUCCAUUAUCUCAACCUUCUUCACGACAAAUCCAGCCACCUAUAAGACCUCCCUAUGACCAACCUAAACCAUUGUUACCUACUAGAAGACCAGUGAACCAACAACCCAGACCAUACCCAAACGACAAGGAACGAUUUGAACCUGAACCAAUGGAUACCUCUAGUACCACAAUAACCAAAUAUCAGAACCUCCCUCACAAUAUUCAACAUUAUUGCCAUGAAUAUGAACCACAAGCCGAAAGUUACAAUUUCGGAGAAUAUCAAUAUCCAAAUUAUCCAACAGAUCCUGACUACCUAGAACAACCCGAGGAGUACCUUCAGCAAACUACUCCAGAUACCGCACUCGAAAAUUUUCGGAUAAGAGCCUCGAAUUUAAACCCGGAAAAAUAA